AUGUCUCGACAGCGUUAUGUCCAGGCGUUUGAAAAGAAUUCGAAGUUAGGGGUGAUGAAGAAACGGAUUAUAGGGACCGCUGAGAUCAAACAAAUAUUGGCCAAUGAGUACUUUGACAAUUCGAUGCUUCCGAUCACGAAAUUACGAAUUGACGAUAUGGUGAAGUGUUUCAAAAACAGCACCGAUCACAUCACAAAACGGAUCUUUAUCCAAAUGAUGGAAUAUUUGGAUGUAUAUGUCCAUCGUUGGGGGAAGCUUUCAAGUGAAGUUGUCGCCUUUAUGAUGUUCAAAGGUCUUGACAGGAAGAGUGUUGGAGAAAUCACGUACAAUGGCUGUACAACCGACUUAAAGAUGUAUUUAGAGAGUUUCAGUGAAAUUGUUCCCGGGAAGUCUUCUGAGAAGGCGACAGAAAUUAUUGAGAAGUUGAAGCCGGUGUUUUAUGGUAAAGUGUAUGCGAAGUACGACACAUCAAAAAUUGGGGUAACGACACCAAUUGUUCGUAAGUUGUUAAUCGACAUCUUUCAAAUCGAAAAGACUAUAACCCCUUCUCUCAUCAUUUUAGUCAACGCAUUGGCCAAAGACAAUUUGGUUUCUCUUAGCAAAUUCUUGAUAAUAUGUAAUGCUCUAGAAUGGGUCAUUGAAAGAACACAACACCUCACUAUCCUUGAAAUGUUCACUGCAAUAUUCUAUGUCUUGGAUAAAGAAUAUCGUGGAGUUGUUCCAGUCGAAACAAUUAAACUGUUUUUAACCCAAAUUGGGUCUUCUGUUGCUGUCAUGUCGACAUGUCCCGAUUAUCAAUUAGUCGAAUUCUUACACUACGCCGAGACGAUAUCUGAGAACAUCUUCGACUUCAAAAAGUUCUACGAACACAUAUUUGUCCCAGUAAAUGACUUGAAAUCACUUUCGCCACUGACUCUUAUUCAAACGAAAAAGACUGUUCCCGUCUUUGUUGGGACGACGAAAGGAAAGACGGAGUUUUUGAAAGAAGUGUUUGAUAAGCUUGAAAUAGACAUUAGACUCCAAAGUCGUAUUCUGGACGAAUUACAAAUUGAAGAGAAAACGCCGGAAGUGAUCAACUUUGUUUCGAAAGUGUUUAAUGAGAAUGUGAGGAAAUAUGGCCGAGAUGAAGGUGUUGUUCGCGCUAUAUUCUUCACAUUCCAGUAUCAUGGAAUCGACUCCGAAUCGCUUGUUUUGUGCUCGAAAAUCCUUGGCAUGGAAAUAGAUAAAAACAGUGCAGACUUUGUGAUCCAAGCAUUUGUGGAGGACGACACGGACAAAUUGAAUGUCGACAAUUUUGUGAGGUAUUGGAUGAAUCUCGAUUAUCCACGUGUUGAUGACACUCCGAGUGAAAAGGCGUCCAAACUUACGAAACGAACAUUGUCGAUGUUUAGAGCACUCGAACACAAUGGGUUUGUCACAAAGGAUAAGAUCACGGAAUUCAUCGCAAAGCAAUACGGGUCACUAUCGUUCGAAGAGAUCCAGUGCAUCACCAUAUUAUUUAACUACUUGUCCUCAUUUAAAGAGGAAUUGACCUUCUCACAGUUCAAGUUGUUUAUGGUGGCUUAUGAACGGUCAAUGGGAACAACUACACUGUCUCUCGAAUUAACAACAGAAUGCAUCUGCAACGCUAUUUGGAAUUCCCGACAGUUCCAGAUCCUCCCGGCGCUCUUUAAUAUCACACAAGACGAUCUUAAAACGUUCAACGCGAAAUGUCAAGCAGAGAAGAAAGAUCCUUCUCCAAAGGAGUUCACUAGUUUUGUCGUCCCGUUGAUACAAAAGACUCAAAUCUUCUAG
Molecule: messenger RNA, 1794 nt
Organism: Entamoeba invadens IP1
Lineage: Eukaryota; Evosea; Mastigamoebida; Endamoebidae
Exons: 1
Coding region: 1-1794 (597 amino acids)
Source: RefSeq, a predicted model, not a curated record